UUCUCCCUUUAAUCUUUCAUUUUCAUCAUUUUUUUUUUUGAGUAAAUUUUACAUCCCUACGUAUUCAAUCAUGGAGAAUUUUAUCAAACAAAUCAGCAUGAGAAUUUUUCAAGUCGAGGAGGAAAACAAACCACAAACCUCGCGUGUAAUUAGAGACCGUAAGGUUUCAUCUCGAAGAACACGAUCUCUCAAAAGAGAUAGUCGGAAAGGCCAGACUUGGGGCCGAAGACAACUUUCUCCUGAAACAAGUCGUGCUGAUAAGAAAAUGGAAGGCGAGGACUUUCGAACCGCGGUUGCAGCCGCUGCAUUCGCUAUAACUUCUAUUGAAAAUAAAGAACAAGAAAUAAAACAGGAUCCUAACUCAAACUCAAAGUCCAGAAAAUCUUUUUCAGAAAUUAUUGAGGAGUCACCAAGACCAAAAACUAAUGAGGAUCUCCCUGGCGAAGCUAAUCAACUAAAGCCAACUGUCGUUAAUUCGAAAACUGAAGAGAAAGUGUCAGAAAAACCUAUCGGCUCAACAUCAUCCAUCGAGAAAACUCCUAGUUUUAAUGCAAACAACCAAUCAAAUGAGAUAACUUGCCAAAAGGGACCCGAAUUAAGACUCAGAGAAUCAGACAUUUGGGAGAAAACCCAGUUGGACAAAACCAAAGAACGGUUUAUGAAAGUGAAAGCGAGAAUAUUCGAGUGGGAGAGCAAAAAGAAGUCGAAAGCGAAGAACAAGUUGAUAAGAAAAGAGGGUAAAAUAGAGGGGAAACGAGCUCGAGCAUUGCAAGAUUUCACGAGAAAGAUGGAGACGAUCGAAAAGAUCUCCAAGGGAGCAAGAUCAGAAAAUGAGAAAAAACGGGAGCGUGAAGAAAUUAGGGUUAAAGAGAAGGCGAAUAUAAUCAGAUCAACUGGAAAAAUCCAUAAACCAAUGUUUUUAUGUUGUUAACGUCACAGCGACGCUUACGCGUUACUAAUAUUAAUUGUCAUGUAAAAUCUCAACAUUGAUGGAUGGCAUAAGUUUUAAAAGAUUGAUGUAUACUUUUGGCCUUUUGGGUGUAAGUGAAUUGCUUACAAAUUUGUAUUUAUUGUGAA
Helianthus annuus (common sunflower) is the source of this 1077-nucleotide messenger RNA. RefSeq names its product remorin-like. The transcript is spliced from 6 exons. The coding region runs from base 71 to 931 and encodes 286 amino acids. The record is from RefSeq and is a predicted model, not a curated record. NCBI's taxonomy places the organism in Eukaryota, Viridiplantae, Streptophyta, Magnoliopsida, Asterales, Asteraceae.